UGUAUGAUCAGUCGUUCUUAUUGUCCAAUCAAAUUUUUCCUAUUCUGUCACGGCAAUAACCUCGUGUACACAAACCAACACCCACCACACAUACAUGCCGGAGACUGGGUUGUAGGGAAAUUGAAAGAUUAAAGAUGGGUGCACAUAAUUAUUCGUAUGUAUUUGAUUUUGAGGAACAAUUUAAUGAAAAUGAAUUUAAUCGAUAUAUGAGAGAACAUUGGUCGGACAGCUUUAUAUAUUCAGCAGUCUAUCUGAUAAUUAUUUUUGGAGGAAAGCAUGUCAUGUCAAACCGCCGGCGAUUUGACCUUAGACCCUACCUGGCGACAUGGAGUGGAGGACUAGCGAUUUUCAGUAUUUUUGGAGCCAUUAGGACAGUUCCUGAAAUUAUAUCUGCCAUUAAAAAUCAUAGUCUUGAAUAUUCCAUUUGUGUGCCGUCUUAUUUCGAAGGAGUUACUAGCUUUUGGUGUUUUCUAUUCACCGUAUCUAAGGUGUUGGAACUAGGUGACACUUUGUUUAUAGUGCUAAGAAAACAGCCAUUGAUCUUCCUCCACUGGUUUCAUCACAUCACUGUCCUAAUAUAUGUUUGGUACACCUAUCCGCAGAAAAUGGCUUCUGGAAGAUGGUUCAUGACCAUGAAUUAUACAGUCCAUUCCAUCAUGUAUUCUUACUAUGCAUUAAGAGCCAUGAGAGUCAAUAUCCCAAAAUGGGUCAAUAUGGGAAUAACAUUCCUUCAACUUCUGCAAAUGAUCAUGGGCUUACUUAUUAACAUUUUAGCGUACAGGGUAUUGGACCAAGGAUCCUAUUGUGCACACAGUUACACUAAUAUACGCUAUAGUGUAUUAAUGUACUGCAGUUACUUUGUUCUCUUUGCUCAUUUCUUCUAUACAACAUAUGUUGUACAAAAGCCAAAACAGCAUGUGAAGGAGCAGUAAUGAUAUUGACAUUAGAAUUGUGCUGAAGUGUCUAUAAUGUGAACUUGAAAAAAACACAAUAUUACUCUUUUAUGUUUAAGAUUUAACAACGUCUACAAAUUCUCACAUUGAAUGACAUGCAUAUUGUAUUGAAGAGAUCAUGAAAUCCUUCUUUAUUGGCAUUAUUUAAAUGAUAUAACAAUAACACUUGUUUGUAUUUAUAAACAUGAUAAAUGUGUUAUAUUCAUCUAUACAAAUGUUGAACUUGCAAGAUUGAUUAGUGCUUUUUUUCUAUCGUGAUUAUUUUGGGGAAAGGGACAAUUUAUUUUUAAGCUUACAAAUGUAUGUACAUUGUACAUCAAUGUAAAAGCAAAUUGAUGCAAAAAAGUGCUACAUUGCAUAUUUAAUUGAACUUACUAAAUACUAAAUUUUCAAUUCCAAACUUGUUUUUCUUCAAUUGUAACAAAUGUUAACAUAACAAAUUACAGAAUUUUAGAUGUGUUUAAGAUCGCAUUUUUUCAGGGAACUUAUUACAUGCACAUACAUUAAGAUUUUUGUACAUGGAAUAUAUUGGAUCUCUAUCAGUAUUAAUUAAUCAUUCAUUAUAAUGCAAUCCAUAUCUAGUUUUAUUAUUGUGAUAUUCAUACAAUGUUACAUAAUUGAUUCAAUGGGGAAUUAUUUCCAAAGUAAGCCAACCAAAAAAUAUUUUCCUUUCUUACAUGUACUUUGUUCAUUUCAACAUUUUAUUAACAUGCAAUUAACUUAUCUGUCCGGAUCGUAUUAAAAUGAGAAUGAAAAAAAAGAAAAAAAUCCUGUCCAAAGCACCAGUUAAAAGCCUGUUACUCGGUUAACCCUGGGGCCCCAGUAUGAUUAGAUAUUAUUUAAUUUGACAUGUACCAAAAAAAUGCUCAAAGCACAUGCAUUUCUUUCUGCUGAAAACAGUACUAGUAGGUGAAUCAAUAAAAUUUGACUUUAUUUGUGAGAAAUACAUGUAUUGGAUUAAGGGGCACUGUGAAGGAUAAUCCUAUUUUGUUUAUGAGUACUCCCUUGCCCAGGCCAACCUGAAUAAACAAGACUACAUAUUGUUUGCAAAUUAUUUAUUUGUUUUGAUUGGAAGUGUUGUUGAUUUAUUUGAUAAAGCUUUAAUUAUUGUGUACAUUUAACGCUACACACUUAUUUUUGUUAAUUUCUAAUUAAUUGAUUUGUUUAUUAGUUAUUUCCUGUUUUUUUUAAUCAUUUACAUGUACAUAUGUAAGUCUACAUUUCAUAAUUACUCUAUAUGCACUUGGUACAUGUAUUUUGUGUCUACAAAAUCGUUUGCGUUGAUUUCCUUCCCUUUUAUUGACAUGUAAUAGAUUAGCUUUAACUUUAUUAUUUGUCAUGAUUUAUGAUAGUACAAAUGUACCUUCAUUUUCUUUACUGAGAUGUACAUGUUUCUGUUUAGUCAAGGUAGACAUCUAAAAACUGCUUUCAAUGUAAAUGUACUUUUUUAAACACAAGAAAAGAAAAGCUAAAACCCCAUAUAUGUGGUGUGCUGCAAAUACAUUACAGAGAUGGGGUGUGCAGAAAGAAAGAGACAAUGUAUAGUAAUUCAAUUUUUCCAUAUAUAUACCAAGUGCAUGUACAAAAUGUAGUCAGACAAAUAUUUUUUUUUCUUCUGGUAACUAUUAUGGGCAAAACAAUAUGAAACAUUGUCAAUAGGUUAACACAAAACAGGGUUCUCCUAGCCCAGACUGCUCCCAAAUUUCUGGGAUUUAACUGUACAUUUUGUGGAUAAGUUUAUUUAUAUACUAGUCAUGCUACAAAUGUAGUUUGGUCCUUUAUUUGGAGUGUGUCAUGACAUUCCAAGAAUGGAACUUUCAGAUCCACAUUCAAAUUGGAAAUGUAUCAAUUGCACUUAAAUUGUAUAGUGACAUUUUAGAUUUCGAUAUGGAACUAUUAUUUGCAUACAUUUUUAACAUUAUUAUAUUUAUAUGUACAUGGUCAUGACGGUCAUGUGAAACUUGAACCAUUUGUAUAAUUUGAUGCAUGUUUAAUAACAUCGAGUAAAUGCAUAUAUAUAUAUAUCAUGUAUAUUUUGAUCAUGUAAUCAUUUCUGAUCGGGAACAACUUUUUUAUUCAUUAGCAUCUCAGAUUAGUUUACUUACAAGCCAUUUGUCAUAACACAUGUUUAAGCUGGUUUUUAAGGUUACAAUCUAUAAUUAUUAAAUUCCUGUACAUGUGAAAUCCUUACAUUACUCAUUAGUCAUUUAUAUUCUGUAUGUUUUAUGUAGUAACCAAAACAAAUUACAUGUGUUGUAUCUGAUUUAGAAAACUUGUGAGUUGAGGGCAUAAGAUACAGAAGCAAGUGUUGAUAGUAUUGUAUCAAAAUAUAACACAUUGUUUUCGCUAAGUUGCUUUUACUAGAAGUAUUAAAAGGACAAGGUAU
Mytilus trossulus (common blue mussel) is the source of this 3339-nucleotide messenger RNA. RefSeq names its product very long chain fatty acid elongase 6-like. Lineage: Eukaryota; Metazoa; Mollusca; Bivalvia; Mytilida; Mytilidae. Gene Ontology annotation, cellular component: endoplasmic reticulum membrane. The record is from RefSeq and is a predicted model, not a curated record. The coding region runs from base 135 to 932 and encodes 265 amino acids. Gene Ontology annotation, molecular function: fatty acid elongase activity. The transcript has a single exon. Gene Ontology annotation, biological process: fatty acid elongation, monounsaturated fatty acid; very long-chain fatty acid biosynthetic process; fatty acid elongation, polyunsaturated fatty acid.